Messenger RNA from Miscanthus lutarioriparius, 2514 nucleotides. NCBI's taxonomy places the organism in Eukaryota, Viridiplantae, Streptophyta, Magnoliopsida, Poales, Poaceae. The record is from the annotation of a GenBank genome assembly.
AUGACCGUCCGAGCCGCGGCCGUGCUGGUGGCCGCCGCCGCGCUCGCGCUCCUCCUCCCGGGAUGGGCGGCGGCGGAGUGGACCCUCACGAAGAAGGGCAGCGUCGUCACCUACGAUGCGCGGUCUCUCAUGAUCGACGGCAAGCGGGACCUCUUCUUCUCCGGCGCCAUCCACUACCCCAGGAGCCCGCCUGAGGUGUGGCCGAAGCUGCUCGAGCGGGCCAAGGAGGGCGGCCUCAACACGAUCGAGACGUACAUAUUCUGGAAUGCACACGAGCCUGAGCCUGGCAAGUACAAUUUUGAAGGCAGGCUCGACUUGGUCAAGUUCCUCAAGAUGAUCCAGGAGCAUGACAUGUAUGCAAUUGUGCGCAUCGGGCCCUUCAUCCAGGCAGAAUGGAACCAUGGUGGUCUGCCUUAUUGGCUUAGAGAGAUCGACCACAUAAUAUUCCGGGCAAACAAUGAUCCGUACAAGAAAGAAAUGGAGAAAUGGACGAGAUUCAUAGUGCAGAAGUUGAAGGAUGCUGAGUUAUUUGCAUCUCAAGGAGGACCCAUCAUUUUAACACAGAUCGAGAAUGAGUAUGGGAACAUAAAAAAAGAUCAUGCAACAGACGGUGACAAGUACCUUGAAUGGGCAGCUCAAAUGGCCCUCAGCACACAAACAGGAGUUCCAUGGAUAAUGUGCAAGCAGUCUUCAGCUCCUGGUGAAGUGAUCCCUACUUGCAAUGGAAGGCAUUGUGGAGACACAUGGACACUGCGCGACAAAAAUAAGCCUAUGCUUUGGACUGAGAAUUGGACUCAACAAUUCAGAGCAUACGGCGAUCAAUUAGCUAUGCGUUCAGCUGAGGACAUUGCAUAUGCUGUGUUACGAUUUUUUGCAAAGGGUGGGUCAAUGGUUAACUACUACAUGUAUCACGGAGGAACAAAUUUUGGAAGGACUGGCGCUUCUUAUGUGCUGACUGGAUACUAUGAUGAAGCUCCCUUGGAUGAAUAUGGUAUGUACAAGGAGCCCAAAUUUGGGCAUCUCAGGGACUUGCACAAUGUAAUAAGGUCAUAUCAGAAAGCAUUCCUCUCGGGGAAGCAUUCGUCUGAGAUAUUGGGUCAUGGGUAUGAGGCACAAAUCUUUGAGUUGCCUGAAGAAAACCUAUGUCUCUCUUUCCUUUCCAACAACAACACGGGGGAAGAUGGAACAGUGAUCUUCCGAGGGGAUAAGCACUAUGUGGCUAGCCGUUCUGUCUCCAUUCUUGCAGGGUGCAAGAACGUGGUCUACAAUACAAAGAGAGUGUUUGUACAACACAGUGAAAGGUCAUACCAUACCUCAGACGUAACAAGCAAGAAUAACCAGUGGGAGAUGUUCUCAGAAACGGUCCCGAAGUAUAAAGAUACUAAAGUCAGGACAAAGGAGCCCCUGGAGCAAUAUAACCAGACCAAGGACGCUAGUGACUACUUAUGGUACACCACAAGCUUUCGCUUGGAGUCGGACGAUUUGCCCUUUAGAGGUGACAUCCGGCCUGUGCUUCAGGUCAAAAGUAGUGCACACUCAAUGACUGGAUUUGCCAAUGAUGCUUUCGUAGGAAGUGUGCGCGGAAACAAGCAGGUGAAGGAUUUCAUGUUUGAAAAACCCGUUGAUCUGAAAGUAGGUGUGAACCAUGUCGUAUUGCUGUCGUCAACUAUGGGAAUGAAGGACAGUGGUGGUGAACUUGCUGAAGUAAAGGGCGGCAUUCAGGAGUGCCUAAUCCAAGGUCUCAACACUGGGACGUUGGAUUUACAAGUCAAUGGCUGGGGCCAUAAGGCUGCACUGGAAGGUGAGGACAAGGAGAUCUACUCAGAAAAAGGUGUGGGCAAAGUUCAGUGGAAACCGGCUGAGAAUGACCGGGCAGCCACUUGGUAUAAGAGAUACUUUGAUGAGCCAGAUGGAGAUGAUCCCGUUGUACUUGACAUGAGCUCAAUGAGCAAGGGAAUGAUUUUUGUGAAUGGUGAAGGCGUGGGUAGAUACUGGGUCUCAUUCCGAACUCUUGCUGGAACUCCUUCUCAAGCAGUAUACCAUAUCCCGCGUCCUUUCUUGAAACCCAAGGACAACCUCUUGGUUGUCUUCGAGGAGGAGAUGGGCAAGCCGGAUGGCAUCCUCGUGCAGACCGUGACGAGAGACGACGUAUGCCUGCUGAUCUCGGAGCACAACCCGGGACAGAUAAAGACGUGGGACACGGAUGGGGACAAAAUCAAGCUCAUUGCAGAGGAUCACAGCAGGCGGGGCAUCUUGAUGUGCCCCCCUGAGAAGACAAUCCAGGAAGUCGUCUUUGCCAGCUUCGGCAACCCGGAUGGCACGUGCGGCAACUUCACUGUAGGCACUUGCCACACUCCCAAUGCAAAGCAGAUCGUUGAGAAGGAAUGCCUCGGCAAGCCAUCCUGCAUGCUGCCUGUGGAUCACACAGUGUACGGCGCGGACAUCAACUGCCAAUCAACAACUGCCACACUGGGGGUGCAGGUGAGAUGCAGAGGGGGCAAGAAGGGUGCCUGA